AGGCGCCGUAUUCACUCCUCUAGCUAGCUGUUCAUGCAGAAUGGUGCCUCCACUGUGUAGUCUGUGUUUGUUCGUUGUUUUUGGCUGAAGGUAUUUGGCAUUUGUCUGGUUUGAUGUUCCGUGCAGCGAAUUUAAAAGCCAUCGGUAAAGCGGGAACCAGCUGGCACUUUUGCCGGAACAUGGACGAGCUGGUCCAUGACCUGGUGUCUGCCCUCGAGGAGAGCUCAGAGCAGGCGGCCCGGGGCUUUGGUGACGGCGGGGACCACGCGCUGGCCGUGGGCUGUCUGCUGAAGAGGCAGUCCCGCAAGCGCCGCGGCCGGAAGCGGCGCUCCGACAACCCCCACCCACCCUGGGAGGCGGGCCACCUCAGUGAGGGCUCUGAGUCCAGUGGAGAGGAGCACAAGGACUACCGCGCGUGUGCCGGUGGCGUCUCCGGCGCAAACAGCCACGCCCGGGACAACAGCGACUCUGACGAGCAGCUGGGCCCCAAGCGCCGCACCCCGCUCGCGGCCGACCCCGGCCGGGGCAAGCGGCCCCUCUGGCAGGACGACCUGGGCCUCCUGGGGUCCGCCGAGGGCACCCACAGCCUCAGGCGCCGCCGCAAGGUCAAACGCAUGGCGGUGGACCCCCCCCCAGACCCGGGCGGCACCACCACCACCUCCUCCUCCUCUGCCGCCAUGCUGGGGCCCCCGCCCGUCCCCAGGGCCCCGCCCGCCCCAGGGUGCAGGCUGCCCGGGGCGGGCCCAGAGACGGCGGGGGGCAGGGGCCUCGCGGAGCGCUGUGGGGGGGUUGGAGGUGGUGGAGGAGGAGGGGCCAAGAGCCGAGUGAAGAAGAGGAAGCUGGCGGCCCACAGGCCCGGGGCGGAGGCGGCGGACGAAGGGGUGGUGGUGGAGAGCGAGGACGCGGCCACGACCCCCACGGGGGGGUCCAAGGACAGGAUGGAGCUGGAGGAGCCCAAGGACUCGGACGAGGAAAUGAGUGACAGGUGCGAGACGAGCAGCGUGAGCAACAGCAGUGACGGGGGACUCUACACCAACGACGAGGGUCGUCAAGCCGACGACGAGCAGAGCGACUGGUUCUACGACACGGAGCCCCCCGCGCUGCCGGGCUCCGGGGGUGCGUGCGGCGUGGCCGGGGUGGUGCCCUGGUGGGAGAGGGAGGAGGCGGAGCCGGAGGAGCUGGAGAUGGAGGACCCCGUGUUCAACAGCAUCCUCAACGGCUCGUUCCCCCUCAUGUCCGCCACCUCGCAGAGAGGCUUCCACGCCAGACUGGGCCGGAUGCACCAGAACAGGGUCGACUUGGGGCUGCCUCAUCCCGCCAGACGACAAGCCAAGGACGAGUGA
Messenger RNA from Gadus chalcogrammus (walleye pollock), 1343 nucleotides. It is a transcript of the gene gpatch2, whose product is annotated as G patch domain containing 2. The coding region runs from base 114 to 1343 and encodes 409 amino acids. Lineage: Eukaryota; Metazoa; Chordata; Actinopteri; Gadiformes; Gadidae. The transcript is spliced from 6 exons. The record is from RefSeq and is a predicted model, not a curated record.